AUGGUUGGGAUUAGCUUUAUAAAAAUUUUAUUUAUGCACCCAUUCUUGCUAUAUGAAGGUUGUGUGUAAAAUCCUGGAGAUGAUUGUAUUAAUAAUGGAUGGACUAAUGGAAAUCGUGUAAUUGAAUGCGAAGGAAAACUUUUUAUCGGAGAUUUUACAGGAGGAUACAAGGUAUCAAAAAUAUUUCCAUGUCCACCAGAAAGAAAACUAAUAUUUUCAUUUACUGUUGCCAAAUUUGAUUCUUGGGAUUAGGAAUCUGUCUUUGUUUAUGCAGAGGAUGUUCUUGUAGGCUAAAUUACUUACUCUCCUUUUGAAGGAACAUAAAUUUGUGGAGGUUCCUAUUUCCCAGAUUUAGUUGAGUAAAAAACAUUUUAAUUUUAAUCUCCCAUAGGACAGAAUAGUUUUAAAUUACAAUUAGAGGAUAACUUAUAAUCAUAUGAUUAAGGUAAUUAAUACUUUAUUUUUAGAAUCUUGGGGAUUUAGAGAAAUUAGAUUAUAAAUUUUGAAUCCUUGUGUUGAUUUCUAUAGUGAGUGUGACUUUUUGGGAGAUAUGUGGAGAAUAUGUGCUGGAAAUUAGACUCUUUUUGCAAAAUUUGUUCCUUUUAAAAUAAAAUCAAUUAAUAUUUUAAAAGGGAUUAGAGUUUAAAUGAAAGACUCAAGAUAUUAUGGAGGAACUCUAUAAACCUAUGAUCAAAAUCAGACUUGUUUAGAUGAUUUUAAUGUAAUUAAAUAUCAUAAAUCAUAUUUUUAGUUUCCAAAAUAUUAAAAAUAAUCAUGA
Messenger RNA from Paramecium primaurelia, 778 nucleotides. Lineage: Eukaryota; Ciliophora; Oligohymenophorea; Peniculida; Parameciidae. The record is from the annotation of a GenBank genome assembly.